AUGCUGGGAGAACUAAUGUCCGUUUUUAGGAAUCUCCACGAGAUACUUGAUUCCUCAGGCACCAUAGGAGCAUUGGUGGCUUGGCUGAUCAGCUACAAGCCAGCCUUGUUUGGUUUCCUAUUCCUUCUGCUGUUGCUUAGCAACUGGCUGGUCAAGUAUGAACUCAAGCCCACCCCCCCAGAGCCCCAGCAGGAGAAGUCAGAGAAACAAAAGACCCCCGAAGCCAAACCCAACUGCAACUUCAUGAACAUGAAAGAAGUUGAGAGACUGCACGCCUGCUUUGCCCUCCAGGACAAGAUCCUUGAACGGCUUAUGUUCUGUGAAAUGAAGCUGAAGGUCUUAGAGAAUCAGAUGUUCAUCGUAUGGAAUAAAAUGAAUCACCACAAGAGGUCGAAGUGUCAGCGGACUUUUCCCACGGGGAAGCACAGAUCGAGAAAGCAGGAUUCCAUCUUCUCCAUCUUCUCUGAGUGCACUUCCAAUUCCCCCUGA
This is a messenger RNA of Molossus molossus (Pallas's mastiff bat), 489 nucleotides long. It is a transcript of the gene TEX46, whose product is annotated as testis expressed 46. The transcript has 2 exons. NCBI's taxonomy places the organism in Eukaryota, Metazoa, Chordata, Mammalia, Chiroptera, Molossidae. The record is from RefSeq and is a predicted model, not a curated record. Bases 1 to 489 code for a protein of 162 amino acids.